UUCUAAAAGAAGGCCCAAUUUGCAGAUAAACCCUAGGGUUUCAGUUAUAACCCGCAUUUCUUCUCGGCUGAAGAUCGUAAAACGGAGUAGCAUCUGCAGCAGACAUGGUGAAGUAUUCGAAAGAGCCCGAAAAUCCCACCAAGUCCUGCAAAGCCAGGGGUUCUGAUCUCCGUGUCCACUUCAAGAAUACAAGGGAGACAGCCCAUGCUCUACGGAAAUUGCCUUUGACCAAGGCCAAAAGGUACUUGGAGGAUGUUAUGGCUCACAAGCAAGCCAUCCCAUUCCGGCGCUUCUGUGGUGGAGUUGGGCGAACUGCACAGGCUAAGAAUCGUCAACCAAAUGGUCAAGGGCGGUGGCCGGUUAAAUCUGCUAAAUUCAUUUUGGAUUUGCUCAAGAAUGCUGAGAGUAAUGCAGAGGUGAAAGGCUUGGAUGUGGAUGCUCUAUACAUUUCUCACAUUCAAGUGAAUCAAGCUCAGAAGCAGAGGCGUCGGACGUAUCGUGCACAUGGAAGAAUUAACCCAUAUAUGUCUUCCCCAUGCCACAUUGAAUUAACUCUUUCGGAAAAGGAAGAACCUGUGAAGAAAGAGCCUGAGACCCAGUUGGCACCAAGGAAAACAAAGGCAGCUGCUUAGUUGUUCUCCCUUUUUGAAUGGCGAGUCUUGAACUGUUUUUCUUUUUUCAUUUCUGUAGUACCAUUACAAAAUUUUUGCUUUUGUACUCUUGAUAGCGUAUUGUGAACUUUGAAGUUUCAUUAUAUCAUAAUUGUUUUGGGAA
This is a messenger RNA of Mangifera indica (mango), 774 nucleotides long. Its product is annotated as 60S ribosomal protein L17-2-like. The transcript is spliced from 7 exons. Gene Ontology annotation, molecular function: structural constituent of ribosome. Bases 105 to 632 code for a protein of 175 amino acids. The record is from RefSeq and is a predicted model, not a curated record. Gene Ontology annotation, cellular component: cytosolic large ribosomal subunit; ribosome. Gene Ontology annotation, biological process: cytoplasmic translation. NCBI's taxonomy places the organism in Eukaryota, Viridiplantae, Streptophyta, Magnoliopsida, Sapindales, Anacardiaceae.